AUGAACGGAGGAUAUAGGACACACCGCAACAUUUUUGGAAGCGGCGAGAGCACUGAUGAAGUCCUUCGUCCGACCGUCGACGCUGGCUCCGACCUGUCUACCCCACCACCAGAGGAGGCUCCGCCUCCACCUGAGCCUGAACCAAUGCCCUCCGGUGCCACCGGAAAGAAGCGUCAGCGCGAUCCUGCGGCCACCGCUCCAGGCCCGAGCAAGCGACUGCGCCCAUCGCGUGGAACCACUCCCCCUAGCUACGCCGAGCCGACCGAGCUAGUCGAGAACCUGUUUCGGCCAGAGGCGGGUCCCUCAUCGCGCCGCGGAUCACAAUCCCAGACGCGUGCACGGCCAUCUUCAUCUCCCGAUGUGAAGACUCCCGAUGUGACCCGCCGUCGUCCCGGCCGCCCACCCAAGUCUAAGGCAAUGGACAUCGACUCGAGCGCCGCUGAAGGCGAGAAGCAAGCGGAUCUGCCAGCUACAAUGGUUGAGCUGAGCAAGGACAGUAACGCAACUGUCACCGUACCUGUCUCCGCUGCUUUGCGGCCCGCCACAUCUGGCUCAACCAAUACCUCACACGCACGUGAAGGCAAAGCGCCUCGCGCUGGCCGCAAAUCUGGACCAGCAUCGACAUCCAAGGCGUUGCAGAGAACCCUUCACGAUUUUGCGACGAUGAGAGAUGACCGGUCCGCUCCCUCCAAAAUACUGCCCCCUGAGUCGAGGCCAGUUGCCGACAAGAAACUCACCGCGCUAGAGACGAGCGAGGUGCAAACACUGCCUCCUAGCAAAGGCGCCCAUAUGAGGCCAGUCCCGGAUCGUGAUCCAUCAUCCCCCCCUCAGCGUCGCCUGCCCAGCAUUGCUGACGAGGCCAAAGCCAUCAUCGCUGCAUCCAAGGCCAGGAACGACCGCGAAGCCAAGGAGCAGUCUGCUCGCGAGGCCGAAAAGCAGCCGCAGCCCACUCCCAGGGAACCAUUCCACGAGAAUCACCGCCUCCUUUGCACGAUUUUCAAGACAUCCAGGAGCGGGCCGAAGCCCGCGAUCGCCCAGCGUCUUUUGAUCCUCGACACCAAGAACGCGCACGUGAGAUACCUCCAGGACAUGGACUACAUCGGCGGCGUGAAAGCCAGAAACAUGAAAGGCGUACCUCAUUCGGACCUUCUCCGAAGUGUGAGCUCUGAUCUGCGCACCGGUCUCCCCGACACUCGCGAGCGUCAGCCGGACCCCCGCGUCAACGGUAUCUACAUGCCGCAUGGGCCAUCAGGUUUCCCGCGUGUUCAGCAAUACUACGCCCCUCCGCAGCUUGCGCCUCCCGGGCAUUACGGUUACCAGCCUGGGUUCUACCCAGCUCCCCCCCUUGGCGGCCCUAUCCGCGAGCUAGCUCCUGACAUGCGAGGCGACUCUCGCGUAGCAGAUCCCCGGAGCGCUACUGGGGAGCAUGGACGAGAGCGCCGUGAGGUGAUGGCCGAGGUCCAACAUGCGCGCCAGUAUCCGGAGCGGCGCGAUUGCGAUUCCAUGUCUUACACCAACGUCGUGCCGAUCCCCUUUCCCACCGGCCCACAAUAUCGUCCUCCUGAGCCGCGCCCACUUCGUUUGGACCCACGGUACCCUUCAGUCGCGCUAGCCCCUCCUGGUACGGCACCGCCGGUCCCUUCAAACAAGACGGAUCAAAUUUUUGCCAAGGAGCACGCGAAUGGGUUUGAGGGUUUGGAUCCUAGUCUGCAGGAUAACGCGCGUGGUUUUGUUGAGAACGUCAGAAACAACUUGCGUACCAUGGUGGGGACGUACUUUCUUGAGCCCUCAUCUGCGCGUGACGCCUUUCUGGAGCGGAUUGGUCGUGAUUUGAUUGAUUUGGGGUGGAUGUUGACGGAUGGGUCUGAUGGCGCGCUGUACUCGCGGGGCGGUCCUCCUUGGCCUCAUGAGAACGGCUCACAGCAGCGCGCGAGAGACCCUCCGCGCGAGUGGCGACCUGUGUCUCAUGGUCGUCUGCCACAGCCACUGCAGGACCAGCGCCCUUCAUCGGCAGACGGACCAAACUCGGCGCGCAGCGGGAGUUGA
Messenger RNA from Cutaneotrichosporon oleaginosum, 2046 nucleotides. RefSeq lists its product as uncharacterized. Lineage: Eukaryota; Fungi; Basidiomycota; Tremellomycetes; Trichosporonales; Trichosporonaceae. The record is from RefSeq and is a predicted model, not a curated record.